AGGGGCCUGUGACAGUGAUGGCCGGAAGGGAUGAGAGUGCGCUUCCUCCGAGCCUCGCAGACCGCUAGAGUGAGGUAUAACGGGCAUGAGCUGGGACUGACGCCUGCGGAGCGGUUUCUCAGGAAAGCUGACCGCAGCGGAGGAGGAUGUCGGCGAGCGCGGUCUACGUGCUGGACCUAAAGGGCAAGGUUCUCAUUUGUCGUAAUUACCGUGGAGAUGUGGACAUGUCUGAAGUUGAACACUUUAUGCCGAUUUUAAUGGAAAAGGAAGAGGAAGGGGCGCUCUCGCCAAUUUUGGCUCAUGGAGGAGUCCGCUUCAUGUGGAUCAAACACAAUAAUUUAUAUUUGGUUGCAACAUCCAAAAAGAAUGCAUGUGUGUCCUUGGUAUUCUCCUUCCUUUACAAGGUGAUUCAGGUAUUUUCUGAAUAUUUCAAAGAAUUAGAAGAAGAAAGUAUCCGGGAUAAUUUUGUCAUAAUAUAUGAGUUACUAGAUGAAUUAAUGGAUUUUGGCUAUCCGCAAACCACUGAUAGCAAAAUUUUGCAAGAGUAUAUCACUCAAGAGGGACACAAGCUAGAAACUGGAGCUCCUCGUCCUCCUGCCACUGUCACCAAUGCUGUGUCUUGGAGAUCAGAGGGAAUUAAAUAUAGAAAGAAUGAAGUUUUUCUGGACGUGAUUGAGUCUGUGAAUCUACUUGUCAGUGCCAAUGGAAAUGUCCUACGAAGUGAGAUAGUUGGGUCCAUUAAAAUGAGAGUCUUUCUGUCUGGAAUGCCAGAACUGCGCUUGGGGCUAAAUGACAAAGUUCUCUUUGAAAAUACAGGACGUGGUAAGAGCAAGUCUGUGGAGCUGGAAGAUGUCAAGUUCCACCAGUGUGUUCGUCUAUCAAGAUUUGAAAAUGACCGGACUAUAUCUUUCAUUCCUCCAGAUGGGGAGUUUGAGCUCAUGUCUUAUCGCCUGAAUACUCAUGUGAAGCCACUCAUCUGGAUUGAAUCUGUAAUAGAAAAACAUUCCCACAGUCGAAUUGAAUAUAUGAUCAAGGCUAAAAGUCAAUUCAAGCGCAGGUCUACAGCCAACAAUGUGGAAAUUCACAUUCCAGUUCCAAAUGAUGCUGAUUCUCCCAAGUUCAAAACCACAGUUGGGAGUGUGAAAUGGGUGCCAGAAAAUAGCGAGAUUGUGUGGUCUAUAAAGUCUUUCCCGGGUGGAAAGGAAUACCUUAUGAGAGCUCAUUUUGGCCUCCCAAGUGUUGAAGCUGAGGACAAAGAAGGAAAGCCCCCUAUAAGUGUGAAGUUUGAGAUCCCUUAUUUUACCACCUCUGGAAUUCAGGUCCGCUAUCUUAAAAUAAUAGAGAAGAGUGGAUACCAGGCAUUGCCAUGGGUGCGAUACAUCACUCAAAAUGGAGACUAUCAGCUUCGAACACAGUAAUGAAGUGUCAACCUAUGGCUCACGUAACAUUUAGUAGAAACCAGAAUUAUAUAUAUGAAGGUUCAAUUAGAUAGGUGCAUUGUGGAACAUGGAAGAAAUCUGCUGUAAUUGAUGGUUACAAGACCCUGUAUACAAGCUGCUACACAGUUGUCCAUAUUUACAGAAAGACUUAUCUAGAUGGUGUUGACUGACAUCAUGGAAAGCAUUUUCUUUGCGUCUGCAUGGUAAUUUUUUGUUCUGGAUUUUCCAGGAUAACCCCACUAUAAUCUGUUACACACGUCAUUUUGUAUAUAUAUUUUUUUUUUUUAAGCAUAUUUGCAAUGUGCCUGUAUUGAAGUGCCAUCAUCUUAAAUGCAUUUCAACCUGAAGAUGAUUCCUGGAUUGAUGGGACAUGCUGUUUUGCAGCGUCAGACAACCGCCCCUUUUUAAUGUUGGAUUUCUGUUACAAAAGUAAAAGCUUACCUCAGUAGAGACCAUUUUUGAGCUUUACAGAUGCCUCGGGUCAUGAGGACCUAUUUCAGUAUUUUAUUUUUUCUACGCUAUUAAGUAUUCAGAAGUCAUAGUGUUGGAUACUUUAUAAGCUAAUAGAUGUAGUAACUUCCUUUUGAUUGGAAAUAUUUCUCCUAGAGACCAAUACAGUUUGUUAAAUUUUCACAAGAAAGUAUAUUAAAUCUGUAGGACACUUUCCUUCGUCACUAGAUGCCAUUUUUAUCUGUGCAGAUGUUAUGUUGGCCUUACUGUGUUUUUGAUGCAUUAAAAUGCAAAUUAAAUGUUA
This is a messenger RNA of Bufo gargarizans (Asiatic toad), 2193 nucleotides long. It is a transcript of the gene AP1M1, whose product is annotated as adaptor related protein complex 1 subunit mu 1. Gene Ontology annotation, molecular function: clathrin-cargo adaptor activity. The transcript is spliced from 12 exons. NCBI's taxonomy places the organism in Eukaryota, Metazoa, Chordata, Amphibia, Anura, Bufonidae. The coding region runs from base 147 to 1418 and encodes 423 amino acids. Gene Ontology annotation, cellular component: clathrin adaptor complex; clathrin-coated vesicle. The record is from RefSeq and is a predicted model, not a curated record. Gene Ontology annotation, biological process: vesicle-mediated transport; intracellular protein transport.